CGCGGGCGGCUGGGACCGGCCGGGGCGAUGGGAGCCCGCGGCGAAGGCUGCGGCGGGAGCCGCAGGGGCUGCCCGAGCGGCGCGCGCGGGCGACCGGGGGCGCGGUGCGGGUAGCGCCAGGCCGAGCGCGGAGCCAUGGGCCACACCGGGACCCGGGCUGGGGUCGCGGCGGCGGCGGCGGCGUGGGCGCUGCUGCUGUUGGCUUGGCCCCCGCCCGCCGCAGGCGACAGCGGCGAGAGCGAUGUCAGGCUGGUGUCCGAGCAGUUCUCACAGUCCCCACAGAAGCUGUCUUUCUACAGCUGGUAUGGCAGCGCCAGGCUCUUCCAAUUCCGCGUGCCCCCAGACACCGUGCUGCUGCGCUGCCUGUUCCACGUGUCACGGGGAGGCAGUCCCACGUGUGCCAACGUGGAGAUCACCGUGUACUUCCGCUAUGGCGCCCCGCCAGUCAUCAACCCCCUGGGCACCAGCUUCCCUGACAAUACCUCUGUGCAGCCCUCCUUCCUCGUCAAGAUGCUAGAGAGCAACGCCUCUGUUAACAUCUCCCACCCUGCACCCGGGGACUGGUUUGUGGCUGCCCACCUGCCCCCUUCAUCCCAGAAGAUUGAGGUGAAGGGCUUUGCUCCCACCUGUGCCUACAUCUUCCAGCCGGACAUGCUGGUCGUGAGGGUAGUUGAGGUCUCCAUUCUGGAGCCAGAUAUGCCCCUUCUGCAGACCCUCCUCUCCCACCCCAGCUACCUCAAAAUCUUCAUCCCUGAGUACACCCAGGAGUUGCGUCUGGAGCUAAAGGGCUGUGUGUCCAACGGGAGCCUGGGCUGCCCCGUGCACCUCACCGUGGGCUCGGCCACCCUGCCCAGCAACUUCCAGAAGGUGCUGGCCUGCACCGGCCCCACCAGGACCUGCCACCUGCUGCUGCCCUCGCCACCCUGGGAUAGAUGGAUCCAAGUGACAGCCAAGAGCCUGGCAGGACUCCAUGUGUCUGUGGCAUUCAGCAUCGUGGCUGCCAUCACAGCCUGCAGGCCGGAGACCAUAACCUCGCGGCACCUUCAGAGCAGUCUGAGCCAGAGCCGCAACACCUCCACUGGCCUGCUGCCCAUGAGCCUUGGCCACCAGGACCCGGGUGGGAGCCAUGGGCUGGGCAGUAGCUCCUUCUGCCUCACGAGCUACCCCGUCGUGCGGGAAGACGUGGAUGUGGUGUCUGUGCGGUUCCGGCCCCUGGACAGGGUCUCCGUGUUGGUACAGUCUGGCAUGCCCUCAGUGAUGCGGCUGUACCUCGACACAGGCAUGGACAGUGGGGGCUCCCUCACCAUCUCCCUGAAGGCCAAUGAGACCGCACUUGCCAACAACACCCUGGUAGUGGUCUGCGUGAAUGCCGCCGCCCCCUUCCUCAGCUUCACCACCUCGCUCAACUGCACCACAGGCCUUCCCACCCCUGCAGCCUUCUUCCAGGGCUAUCCCCUGUCUCUGAGCACCUCAGCUCACAAGGCCACCCUCAUCAUCCCCUACCCAGAGACAGACAACUGGUACCUCUCCCUGCAGCUCGUGUGCCCUGAGGGUCCUGAGGAGUGUGAGCAGGUUCUGGUCCCAGUGGAAACCACCUUAUACUUGGUGCCUUGCCUGAAUGACUGCGGACCCUAUGGCCAGUGCCUCCUGCUGCGCAGACACAGCUACCUGUAUGCAGGCUGCAGCUGCAAGGCAGGCUGGCGUGGGUGGAGCUGCACAGACAAUAGCACAGCCCAGACGGUAGGCCAGCAGAGGCUAGCCAUGCUCCUGCUAACCCUCAGCAACCUCAUGUUCCUGGCUCCUGUUGCCAUCUCCAUGCGCCGCUCACUCCUGGUGGAGGCCUCCGUCUAUGCCUACACCAUGUUCUUCUCCACGUUCUACCACGCCUGCGACCAGCCUGGGGAGGUGGUGCUGUGCAUCCUCAGCUAUGACACGCUGCAGUACUGCGACUUCUUGGGCUCUGGAGUAUCCAUCUGGGUCACCAUCCUCUGCAUGGCGCGGCUGAAGGCAGCCCUGAAAUAUACCAGAAGGAGGGCUUGCUGCUGCUCUCAGAAGCCUCCUGUCUUUCCUGGUGCCCAUUGGAAGAAACUGCUUUCAGAUAUCAAGGGACUGUGCUGGCAGGUUGGAGGGACCAGGACAGGAAGGUGGUGGGCAGGGUUAGGUUCUGUUUCUUCUGGGCACGCUGGUGUUUGCCAUGUCCUUGCAGCUGGACCGCAGGGGUGCCUGGAACAUGAUGGGGCCUUGUUUGUUUGCCUUUGCAGUCAUGGCCACCAUGUAUACCGCUGCGGGCACCGGCGCCACUGCUACCCCACCUCCUGGCAGCGCUGGGCCUUCUGCCUCCUGCCUGGCAUCAGCAUGGCUGCUGUGGCCAUUGCCAUCUAUACUUCUAUGACAACCAGUGACAACUACUACUACACCCACAGCAUCUGGCACAUGCUGCUGGCAGGGAGUGCCGCCUUCCUGCUGCCGCCGAGGGAUGCGCACACCAAGCCCUGGGCCUGUUCGCAGAAGCUCCCCUGCCACUAUCAGAUCUGCAGGAACCACCGGGAGGAGCUGUAUGCGGUCACGUGACACGGUCAAGGCCGCUCUCAGGAUGACCUCUCCAACCAGGGGCAGGACUGAGGGAGAGGGACCCCGUCCAGAUCAAUUUCCAGCUGAAUAAAAUUGCCCUGCACACCU
Manis pentadactyla (Chinese pangolin) is the source of this 2679-nucleotide messenger RNA. Its product is annotated as post-GPI attachment to proteins factor 6-like. The record is from RefSeq and is a predicted model, not a curated record. Gene Ontology annotation, cellular component: plasma membrane. The transcript is spliced from 14 exons. Bases 136 to 2571 code for a protein of 811 amino acids. NCBI's taxonomy places the organism in Eukaryota, Metazoa, Chordata, Mammalia, Pholidota, Manidae.